GGAGCACACCCUCACAUUGCUCAAAGGAUUUAUUACCUAGCACAACUUAGAGGCAGCACUCAAAUAUCAGGAGUGCACCGAACACUGCUUUGCAGGAGCUGAGAGGAGAGCGUGUAGGACUGAGAACAGUGAUAGUUCUCAAAUACUGAGAUACCCAUAAUUUUCAAGAUGUGGAAGAAGUCAAAAGUUACAGAUCAGACUGCCACAGGGCAGGGCGGAGCAGAGGGUCAGCCUCCAAAGAAGAAAGGUAUCAAAAGGAGAUCAAAAGUCCCUGGAGUGAUGAUUACACAGUAUAUUGAGGAGCUGCCAGAGGGGAAAAGCACUCCUGACUUCACUCGCAAACCCAUCGCUUUAACCAUUCAAGAAGGAAAAUUAGCCAUCUUUAAAGCCAUUGUGAUUGGAGACCCCAAGCCCACUGUAGCAUGGAAAAGAGCCAAAGGAGAAAUGAAUGAUCCACAAAAGUUUCAGAACAAAUAUGACCCUACAAGUAAUGAACACACUUUAGAGAUACCUAAAGUAAGUGGUGAUGAAGCUGACACAUACAAAUGCUACGCCAUUAAUGAGUAUGGAAAGGCUGUUUGCACAGUCGUCCUAAACGUCAUUGAAGUUGGAUUCAAAAAGAGCAAAGAAAUGAAAAAGGCAGAAGAGCCUCCAGUAGGGGACCCAGCAGAGUUCAGGAAGAAGCUCAGGAAAAGUGCUGGAAAAAAGGUUGAGGACAAAAAGGACGGAGAAAUCGAUGAGGCAGUGUGGGACCUGUUAUUAUCAGCUGAUAAGAAAGACUACGAACGUAUUUGUGCUGAGUACGGCAUCACUGAUUUCCGUGGCAUGCUGAAAAAACUGAACGAGUUGAAGAGAGAGCGAGAGGAAGAGCAGGCGCAGUUCAUUCAGCACCUCACUAACCUGAAACCCAUUGAGGUGAAGUCAGAAGAUGCAGCUUCAUUUGAACUCGACCUGGAACUUAAAGAUCCUAGCAGUCGCAUUUUCCUCUACAAGGAUGGUGUCAUGAUACCAUACAGCAAAGAAGGAGACAGUGACAUGAGGCAUUAUCUGAAGCAAGUUGGCAAAAAAUAUGUGUUCACAGUGAAAAAUCUCAGUCCGGACGAUGCUGGUAUUUAUCAAGUGGAUGUUGAAGGAGUCAAUAUCUUCUCAACGGAUUUCAAGAUUCCCCCUGUGGAUUUUGUUGUGAAGAUCGAGGAGGUGAAGGCCGAAGAAAGACAAGAUGCGAUCUUUGAGUGUGUGACUUCCCUUCCCAUGAACCAGAUAGUAUGGACAUUAAAAAAUUCCCCCCUUUCCAACAGUGAUAAACAUGAGAUUACUGUUUCUGAUGAUAAGCUGAUUCACCGACUGAAAAUCAUUGAUUGUAUGCCUGUGGAUGCUGGGAUCUACACUGCUUUGGCUGGCAUCAAGUCUUGCAGCGCUUGGCUUGUGGUAGAAGCUGACAAACAAGGUGCAAAAGGCAAAAAGGUAGCCCGCAAGACCACGCAGGCAGGAGGCAGCGGAGCUGACCUCUCCAAAAUUGCUUCUGAACAACAAGAGAAGAACAAGAAGGAGAUGGCAGAGGCACUAGAGGCUGCCAAGAAAGCCCAAGCUGAGAAGGAGGCGGCUGCUGCCAAAGCCAGAGCUGAAGCACAAGCCGCUGCAGCAGCUCAGGCAGCGGCCGCUGCUAAAGCUGCUGAGGCUGCAUUUGCUGCAGCUAAGGCUAAAGGCAUGUCGGAGGAAGAUGCCGCAGCUGCAGCGGUAGCUGCAGCAGCAGCUGCAGCAGCAGAAGCCCAAGCCAAAGCUGAGGAGGAGGUAAGGAAGCUGGCUGAAGCCAAGGCUAGAGAAGCAGGCCUGAGCCCAGAAGAGAUUGCUGCGGCCGGAGCAGCAGCUGUCGCUGCACUGCGCCAAGCAGUACAGCUUGGUGCAGGUGCUGCAGGACUAGCAGGAGCUGCUGGUCUUUCUGGAGUAGCAGGAGCUGCUGGUCUUUCUGGAGUAGCAGGAGCUGGUGGUCUCUCCGGAGUAGCAGGAGCUGCUGGUCUUGCUGGGGUAGCAGGAGCUGCUGGUCUUGCUGGGGUAGCAGGAGCUGCUGGUCUUGCCGGGGUAGCAGGAAUUGCUGGUCUUGCAGGAGUAGCAGGAGCCGCUGGUCUUGCAGGAGUAGCAGGAGCUGCUGGUCUUGCAGGAGUAGCAGGAGCUGCUGAUCUUGCAGGAGGAGCAGGUGGUGCUGGCAUUGCAGGAGGAGCAGGAGGUGCUGGUGGUUCAGGAGGGGCCGGAGGUGCUGGUGGUGCUGGAGGAGUAGGAGAAGCAGGAGCGGAUGGCUUGUUGGGGGAAGGUGCUGAUGCUGGGGGUGCAGCUGGAGCUAAAGCUAGGAGGCAUGCAAAAGCAGGAUCUUUGGUGCCAGAUACUAUGACAGGUGGAAGUAACCCACAUGGGAACCCGCAUGGUAACCCCCAUGGAAACCCACAUGGUAAUCCAGGAGGUAAGCCAGGAGGCAACCCACACGGCAACCCAGGCGGUAACCCACACGGCAACCCAGGCGGUAACCCACACGGCAACCCAGGUGGUAACCCACACGGCAACCCAGGUGGCAAUCCACAUGGCAACCCAGGAGGCAACCCACACGGCAAACCAGGAGGCAAUCCACACGGUAACCCGGGAGGCAACCCACAUGGCAAUCCAGGAGGCAAUCCACACGGUAACCCGGGAGGCAACCCACAUGGUAACCCGGGAGGCAACCCACAUGGUAACCCGGGAGGCAACCCACAUGGCAAUCCAGGAGGCAAUCCACACGGUAACCCGGGAGGCAACCCACAUGGCAAACCAGGAGGCAACCCACAUGGUAACCUGGGAGGCAACCCACAUGGCAAUCCAGGAGGCAAUCCACACGGUAACCCGGGAGGCAACCCACAUGGUAACCCAGGAGGCAACCCACAUGGCAAACCAGGAGGCAAUCCACACGGUAACCCAGGAGGCAACCCACAUGGUAACCCGGGAGGCAACCCACAUGGCAAUCCAGGAGGCAAUCCACACGGUAACCCGGGAGGCAACCCACAUGGCAAACCAGGAGGCAAUCCACAUGGUAACCCGGGAGGCAACCCACAUGGUAACCCGGGAGACAACCCACAUGGCAAUCUGGGAGGCAAUCCACAUGGUAACCCGGGAGGCAACCCACAUGGCAACCCGGGAGGCAACCCACACGGCAAACCAGGAGGCAAUCCACACGAUAACCCAGGAGGCAAUCCAGGAGGUAACCCAGGAAGUAACCCAGGUGAUAACGUACAAGGGAACCCUUCUGGUGUCAAGCCUGAAGGCAGUGAGGGGGCUACCCCUGUGUCUGAGGGAACUGAGGGCACACUGGACGAGUCAGCUGGAGCUGGCAAGCAUUCAGGCCGCACAAGACAAGGUCCCGUACUUCCAGAGACAGUCAUUGAUCCUGGUGUGCACUUCUCUGCUGGCCUGGAAGAUUGUAAGGCUAUUGUGGGAGAAGCAGCUGAGUUGGUCUGCAAACUUAGCAGUGCAGACUGUAAGGGGGUCUGGUACAGAGAUGGACAAGAGAUCACAGGUUCCACCGAGGGUAUGACCAUCAGCAAAGAAGGCCCUACUCAUAAACUUAAAAUCCACAAAGUGACUGAUGAAUUUGCAGGAAAAUACAAAUUUGAAGCUGAUGGGCGUAAAACUGAAGCUGUGAUUGUUGUUGAAGAUCCACCAAGAUUUGAUGCAAAAGAAAUUGAAGCUUUUGCCACACCAACUGUGAUCAAAAAUAACCAAAGAGCUUCUUUCAAAAUCUCAUAUAUUGGCCGUGAGCCUACGAAAGUACAGUGGUACAAAGAAGGUGAAGAGCUUACACCAGACAUAAAUUGCAGGAUUGACACUGAAGAAGGCCACAGCUGUCUGCGUCUAAACAAACUACAACGCAAAGACUCAGGGGAAAUUAAGGCCAAAAUUAAGAAUGAGUUUGGCACUGCUGAAGUCGUUACUAAUCUAGUUGUGCUGGAUAAACCUACCCCACCCCUUGGACCUCUGGAGAUAGUUGAAGCCUCUUCAAACUGUGUUGAGAUCAAAUGGCGUCCACCAAAAGACGAUGGUGGAUGCCCAAUUGCUCAUUAUAUUCUUGAACGCAAUCAGGUUGGACGCAAUACUUGGAAGAAGAUCGGACUUAUUCCCAGUGAGGCUCAUUACAAAGACACUGAUGUAGAUCACGGUAAAAGGUACUGCUACCGCAUCAGAGCUGAGACCCCGGAGGGUGUUAGCGAUGUAUAUGAGACAGAAGAUGUCCAAGCUGGCACUAGAGCAUAUCCGGGCCCACCUUCGGCUCCUAAAGUGAUCAGUGCUUUCAAGGACUGCAUCACCCUUUCAUGGGUCCCUCCCACCAACACUGGGGGUACAAACCUUCUGGGCUACAACCUAGAAAAGCGCAAGAAGGGCAGCAACUUAUGGGGACUUAUUAAUCCACCAGAGGAACCUAUUAGAACCAAGAAAUAUGAGUGCAGAGAUGUUGUUGAGGGCAUGGAGUAUGAAUUCCGUGUGUCUGCUAUCAACAUUUCUGGAGCUGGUGAACCAAGUACACCAUCAGAGUUUGUGUUCGCCAGAGAUCCAAAAAAACCUCCUGGUAAAGUCAUUGACCUGAAAGUGACAGAUUCCACAUACACCACUUUAUCCCUUUCUUGGACUAAACCAAAAGAAGAAGAGGGAGUACAAGAUGAAGCCAAAGGAUAUUUUGUUGAAAUCAGACCUGCAGAAAGCACAGAAUGGGAUCGCUGCAAUACCAAUGCCAUUAUUAUGACCUUCUACACUGUGAAGGGAAUGAAGUCUAUGGCUAUGUACUGGGUGAGAGUGGUAGCUUUUAAUGAAGGUGGGGAGGGAGAACCUCAGGAGCUGAAAAACUACAUUCUGGCUAUGCCUCCCCCUGUGAGACCUAGGUUUACAGAUUCCAAGAUGAAGAGCUUCAUGGUAGUCAGAGCUGGAAAUUCAACACGAUUCAAUGUUAACUUUGUGGCUUCUCCCUGGCCUGAGGUCAUUUGGCUUAAAGACGGAGCUCCUGUCUCCAAACGUGUAACCAUUAGUAAUGCUGAAGGAGGCUCUCAAAUCCUGAUCCCAUCUGCAGAACGAUCUGAUAGUGGAAUCUACACCAUCAUAGUCAAGAAUAUUGUGGGCCAGGAGACCUUUAGCACUGAGAUCAGAGUCACAGAUGAGCCCAAGCCUCCAGGCCUUGUGGAAUUGGAUGAGAAUGUACCACGCACUGUGACAGUUUCCUGGGAGGCCUCACAGGAUGAGAAACGGGAUGACCGUCUCUACUACAUGGUGAUGAAGAGGGACUCCAGCAAGAGGACCUGGCACACAGUGGCUGACCACAUCUUUAACAAUAGGUUCACGGUCUGUAAUAUCAUGCCAGGCAGAGAGUACCAGUUCCGUGUCUACGCCAAAAAUGACAUGGGACAGUCUGCCCCCUCAGAGUCGCAAAAGUGGCUCAUAUCUGAGAAGAAAGAGAAAUUUACGCUGGUCUUACCUGAAUCUAAAACCUGCAACCUCGAGAGGCCUCCUAAGUUCCUGGUCCCCUUGAAGCUACACACAGCUCCUGACGGCUACGAGUGCUACAUGAGCUGUGCUGUAAGGGGCGACCCCACACCCCAUGUCACCUGGUACCGCAACAACAUCAGCCUCAACACCAACACCAACUACCACAUCACCAACACAUGUGGUGUCUGUUCCAUGCUCAUCCUGAGGGUGGGGCCCAAGGACAUGGGAGAGUACAAAGUCGUUGCUGAGAAUCAAUUAGGAAGAGCAGAGUGCUCCACCAAACUCACGGUCAGAGAAUGAAAGCCAUGUCUGGACAAAGACGAGGUGGAUUACCUCUAACACGUCAUUCAUUCAGCUGAUUUCGAGUUCUCUGUAGAAGUAACUUUCUGUGUACGUUUUAUAAACAAACAUUUCAUCAUGUUACAUGAUAUUUAACAUGUGUUGUGUUACAAACAUCACAUUUGACAGUAUAUUAUGGGUAUUAUUUAAUUAGUGAACAUCAAUAUAACACAGACCUUUUAUCUCCAGGACAUUUGCUUUUUGUUUUUCCUUUGAUUCUUUGAUGAUUUUCUCUUUUUUUCAUUAUUAUUCUUUUUUGUGAAGAUGAAGAACUUAUUGUUUUAUUGAGCAGCAUGUUUGUCUCUUGAUGAUUUGCCUCUCAAAUGAUUUAUUUGAUUACAUCAAUCAAACGUUACAAAAAAGCUUUAUUUUUGAUCUCUUAACUACCUGUUUUUGCCUUUCCCUUCAAUUUGAAAUCAUUAUGCACUGAUUCAUUAAUGUUUGCUUAUACACAAAAGAAGAUGAAUAAAAAAAGAAGAAAAAACAUGGAGAGGAUUUGACUUGGAAUAGCAGAUAUCCCUGUGUUAUAUCAUGAUAAGAAAACUGGUGUAAAUAAACUGCUGGACUUGAUGAAA
Messenger RNA from Pygocentrus nattereri (red-bellied piranha), 6407 nucleotides. It is a transcript of the gene igfn1.1, whose product is annotated as immunoglobulin like and fibronectin type III domain containing 1, tandem duplicate 1. Bases 169 to 5793 code for a protein of 1874 amino acids. The transcript is spliced from 26 exons. Gene Ontology annotation, molecular function: protein binding. The record is from RefSeq and is a predicted model, not a curated record. NCBI's taxonomy places the organism in Eukaryota, Metazoa, Chordata, Actinopteri, Characiformes, Serrasalmidae.